This is a messenger RNA of Durusdinium trenchii, 429 nucleotides long. The record is from the annotation of a GenBank genome assembly. Lineage: Eukaryota; Dinophyceae; Suessiales; Symbiodiniaceae.
GGCCAGGGAGGUCCCACCGAGGGCCGUUUUCGCCUUCAGCCGCUUUGGUCUCCGGCGCCAUGAGCGGGCGGUGGCAAGAGCUAAUGCGGGACGUGGAGCAGGAGUUUGAGCACAUGCAGCGGAGCCUGAGGAAUUUGGAAGCGCAAAACCAGAGGCUUCGUGAAGCUGUUGGCCAUCCAUCGCUCGAAGAGGCGAUCAGCUUGUCGUUGAGGCCUUCGCGCAUCAAGAAGGCAGAGAACAGCUGGUCCUUAGUGUUAAGCAGUGCCGGAUUGGCCAAGAAGGAGAUGCUUCCCUUCACCUCGCCACCCGUGGUGAUGAAGAGUGUGUCCUUCAACAUGUCCACGCAGUCCACGCUCGAAGAGGCACCCGAGGAGGAGAAAGCGCCGUCCCCUUCGCACGGCAUUCUGAAGAAGAAAGGCACCAGCCGCG